CCAAAUGCUUAAUUCGCCUUCUACAAUGUCAAACCGCACGUCUUCCGCUCUAGGAUGUCUCCUUGGACUGCUCCUGGCGAGCAGCUCGGCUCUGGGGCUGGAGAAAUGUAUCUACUGUCGCGGCAUCAACUGCCAGAGAAGCAGCUACCAGGCGGAGGAGCAGUGCUCCGACCGACUGGACGCCUGUGCCAGUGUCUUCCAAGGCGGCAUAGUCCAGGCCCAGGGCUGCCUGGAGGGUCUCGAGGCUGGCUGGAGGGAACAGUGUCACGGCCCUUCGGGGGGAGUCGACUGUGAGAUCUGUGUCUCCGAAAAGUGCAACACUCUAGGAUCUGCGAGAUCCGGUUGUCUCCAGUGUGCGGAAAGUGGGGAUGAGCACUGUGUGGAUGCCCCUCAGCUUCUAGUAUCUCAAAGAUGUCCCAUCGCGCGGACAGGUAGAAGUUUUUGCUUUACGAAAUUGGUGGAAGAGCGCCUGGAACGGGGCUGUUCUUUGAGCCUUUCGGAUCAGCUGGAUUGCCUGGCCAAUAGCAACUGCCAGCUGUGCGAUCCUCUCGAGCGACCCCAUUGCAACGAUGAGAUAAUCGACUUCAAUGCAGCUCCCGAGCCUACAACAGAAUCUACUUCCACAUCAACCUCAACAACGAGUACACCAACACAAUCCACAGCAACACCAAGCACCGCUUCACCACAAACAACACCAAGCACCGCAUCACCACAACCAACAACAGCUUCUCCACAACCCACAGCACCGCCAACUACAGCCGAACCCAACUCUGCUCUCAGCCUGCACUCCGCUGCCUCCUCCAUUCCGCUGAUCAUAGUCCCAUUGGCUGUAUUUGUUUACACCCUUCAUAAAUAAUCCCAAAAUUCGAUUAUGCCUUUAGCUUUAAUUCCCACGGCCUUCUCCCGAACCUAAUCUAUGUAUUGUUAAACUAAUUUUUAUGGUAUCCAAUAAAUUCUGUCCGCGCUCAAAUACAA
Molecule: messenger RNA, 975 nt
Organism: Drosophila pseudoobscura
Lineage: Eukaryota; Metazoa; Arthropoda; Insecta; Diptera; Drosophilidae
Exons: 2
Coding region: 5-856 (283 amino acids)
Source: RefSeq, a predicted model, not a curated record